AUGUUCGAGGUUCCGCUGGCGAAAACGGACAAGAACUCGAGCUGUAUGCGGAAAGUGAAGUAUCACUAUGUGGACGUCUUGCGGCGGAAACAUGCGGAAAUGGGGUCUGCGGCGUGUGGUAACGGGCUACCAACACCCGAAUGUUCUGCUGCGGAGGACGAAGACAAUGGUUCUACGGUUUCGGGCGAUUCUGCGCGUGCGCGGCGUCGGAAACGCAGGAUCCGGAGUGUUUUGGGUCUUGCCUGUUCCGACAGCGAUUACUCGGAUUACGACGUCGAUGAAGACGAAGAAGAGGAUCAGAACUAUGAGCGUGUGUAUCACAGCAUGCAUGAGAAGCCACAGGAGACGUUCGAAGUUUGGGCCACAGAUAAACGCAAACUGCAACCUAUAAACAAAAAUUUCGUCACGUUCGCCGAGUGUCACGACCUCGAAAGAUAUGCACAAAGACGCAUCGAGCCGCAUCUUGCGCGCGCCUCGAAAACGGUCAGAUGCUCUUUUGACGCGAUCAAAUCCGGUCAGGAAGUGAUACCGGUUCGCAACAACACUAGCCACCACAUGGCGCAUGUGCAUCGCCUCAACGAUUUGCUACAUGUGGCGGUCCUCGAACGUCAGUGGAAAUUUGCAUACCGGUGUUUCUGUGUUUUGAUUAGGCUCCCCGACAUAGACAUUCGCAGCAUAUGGGGGCUUGGUGUGCGGAUCUUGCAUGAAAUGGCUGGAAGCGACCCGCAAAUUGGAACCAGUCAACAAUUUUUGGAAUGGUUGUCCAGUGUGUACUCCAGGAAGUCCAAUUACAACCAGACCAUCAACCAUAAAUUGGAUCCGGUCUUCAGAUUGGGGUCAAGGACUCACACGGCGAAAUUUGUCACCACAUGGCUAUGGGAAAUUCUAUUGGAUACAUGCCCCAACGAAACAGAGGGCGCUUUUAUAGGUGCGCAAGAGAUGAAAGCAAACGAAAGGAAAAGUAAUUAUCUCAUUGAAAAGCUCUCAGAAAUGGUUUUGGUACCUCCCUACAUGGAUGAUCCGGAGAUUUGGUUCAUUUACGCCUUAUGCCAUUUGGUUCAAGCAGAUUUAUUGUCACGACAAUUCUUGCAAGACUACGUACCAACGAACACUUCUCACAGAAACAUUGCCAGUAAUCAAGUUGUUCAACAUAUCACACAUGCGAAAAACUACCUAUCUGUGAGUGCGUCUAAAGACAAGAAUUUUACCUUCCCGGAGAAAGCCAUUCUCCAUCAACUCAGCGUUUUCGAAAGCAGGCUUUAUCGAUCAGAUCAUAGUUCCACAAGCACCAAUUCUCCCGCGCUCAAACCUGACGCGUUUUUAGAAUCAAAAGUACUGGAUACCUUAGAUCCUUUAGAUGCAGACGCCAGUGCUUUUGAAGAAGAACAAUUACAUUACAGACCCUUUGAGACAAUGGAAACUAUCCACUUUGGACAAACCUCAGACUCCGGUGAUACCAGUGAUGGGAUCGAAAGUUUCUGA
Molecule: messenger RNA, 1482 nt
Organism: Lachancea mirantina
Lineage: Eukaryota; Fungi; Ascomycota; Saccharomycetes; Saccharomycetales; Saccharomycetaceae
Source: the annotation of a GenBank genome assembly